Pollicipes pollicipes is the source of this 1852-nucleotide messenger RNA. RefSeq names its product catalase. Gene Ontology annotation, molecular function: heme binding; catalase activity. Gene Ontology annotation, cellular component: mitochondrion; peroxisome; cytoplasm. The coding region runs from base 58 to 1611 and encodes 517 amino acids. Gene Ontology annotation, biological process: response to hydrogen peroxide; hydrogen peroxide catabolic process. The transcript has 8 exons. Lineage: Eukaryota; Metazoa; Arthropoda; Thecostraca; Pollicipedomorpha; Pollicipedidae. The record is from RefSeq and is a predicted model, not a curated record.
ACUCGGCCGAGCGCGCCAGCUCUGACCUGCAUCGCCGAUCCCCAUCAGCCAGCCACCAUGGUCAACGCGGACAGAGACCGGGCCUCCGAGCAACUCAACUCGUUCCAGGGCACGGCAGCCAAGGAGGGCGGUCCGAAGGUGCUGACCACCGCCCACGGCACGCCCAUCGGCAAGAAGACGGCCUCGGUGAGCGUGGGUCGCCGCGGCCCGCUCCUGCUGCAGGAUGUCGCCUUCGUCGACGAGAUGGCCCACUUCGACCGCGAGCGUAUCCCAGAGCGGGUGGUGCACGCCAAGGGAGCCGGCGCGUUCGGCUACCUUGAAAUCACGCACGACAUCACGCAGUACAGCUCUGCGGACGUCUUCAGCGAGGUGGGCAAGAAGACACCACUGGCGGUGCGCUUCUCGACGGUGGGCGGCGAGAGCGGCUCGGCCGACACGGUGCGCGACCCGCGCGGGUUCGCCGUUAAGAUCUACACCGAGCAGGGCAACUGGGACCUGGUCGGUAACAACACGCCGAUCUUCUUCAUCAACGACCCGAUCAUGUUCCCCAGCUUCAUCCACACGCAGAAGCGGAACCCGGCCACCCACCUGAAGGACCCGGACAUGUUCUGGGACUUUAUCACGCUCCGGCCCGAGACGAUGCACCAGGUGUCGUUCCUGUUCUCGGACCGCGGCAUCCCCGACGGCCACCGCCACAUGAACGGCUACGGCUCGCACGCCUUCAAGCUGGUCAACAAGGACGGCAUCGAGCACUGGGUCAAGUUCCAUUACAAGACAGAUCAGGGCAUCAAGAACCUGCCGGUGGAAAAGGCUGGGGCGCUGUCCGGCUCUGACCCGGACUACUCGAUCCGCGACCUCUACAACGCCAUCGAGGAGGGCAACUUCCCGUCCUGGACGCUCUCCAUCCAGGUCAUGAGCCAGGAUAAGGUCAAUAACUGCGGCUUCAACCCAUUCGACCUGACCAAGAUCUGGCCGCACUCCGAGUUCCCGCUGAUCCCGGUCGGCAAGAUGGUGCUUAACAAGAAUCCCAAGAACUACUUCGCCGAGGUGGAGCAGCUGGCCUUCUCGCCGGCCAACAUGCCGCCGGGCAUCGAGGCCAGCCCGGACAAGAUGCUGCAGGGUCGCCUCUUUUCAUACCCGGACACGCACCGGCACCGGCUGGGGCCCAACUACCUGCAAAUUCCGGUCAACUGCCCGUUCAAGACGCGCGUGCACAACUACCAGCGCGACGGGCCCAUGUGCACCACCGACAACCAGGCGGGCGCCCCCAACUACUUCCCCAACAGCUUCAGCGGGCCGCAGGAGUGCCCGAAGGCAAAGCAGGCCGAGAGCAAGCUGGUGGUUGAGGGUGAGGCGAACAGGUACGACGAGUUCGACAACGACACGUCCCAGGUGCGUGCCUUCUGGGAGAAGACGCUGAAGGAGGAGGAGCGCCAGCGCCUGGCCGACAACAUCGGUGGCCACGCCAGUGACACGCAGCCCUUCAUCCAGGCUCGCAUCGUGAAGAACUGGAGCAUGGUGUGCGAGGACUUUGGAGCCCGCAUUCGUGACGCCCUUCUCAAGCACAACACUCCCAAGAAGGCCGAGGAGCUGAAGGCGCUGCUGGCGUAAACUGACGAUGGCGGAGGAUGAGGCUAUGAAGAGAAAUAUGACUAUGAUGACGAACUUGAUGCUAACUCUCGCUUGCGGCGGGCGUAACAAAAUGCGGUGAUGGUAUCCACGAAGUACGUUAUCUGUUUAUCGUGUCAAAUCUGUAUGCCAAUUUUCCGUAUUCCUAAGGAGCUGGAGACGGUUAAAUGGGUCCUUUAAAAGUCGUUAUUUUUCGAAAAUAUAUACAAUGCCUGUUAUGCCA